AUGCAUCUGAAGAAUAAUGUAACUGAGUUCAUUCUGCUUGGGUUGACACAAGAUCCUUUUAAGAAGAAAAUAGUGUUUGUCAUUUUCUUCCUUUUCUAUUUAGGGAUAUUGAUAGGUAACUUUCUGAUUAUUGCUACCAUCAAGAUGAGCCGGGCACUUCAGAGUCCCAUGUACUUCUUCAUUUUCUAUUUAUCCUUUUCUGAUACUUGUUUCUCUACUUCCGUAGCUCCUAGAAUGAUUGUGGAUGCCCUUCUGAAGAAUAACACUAUCUCAUUCAAUGAGUGUAUAGUCCAAGUAUUUUCUUUACAUUUCUUUGGCUGCCUGGAGAUCUUUGUUCUAAUCCUCAUGGCUUUUGAUCGUUAUAUGGCCAUCUGUAAGCCCCUGCAUUACAUGACCAUCAUGAACCGACGUGUUUGUAAUGUGCUGGUGGCUGUGGCCUGGGUGGGGUCCUGUGUGCAUUCUUCAACUCAGGUCCUUCUGGCCUUGAGUUUACCUUUCUGUGGUCCCAAUGAGAUUGAUCACUAUUUCUGUGACUUGCAACCCUUGUUGAAACUUGCCUGUGCAGACACCUAUGCCAUCAACCUCCUUUUGGUGUCCAACAGUGGGGCCAUCUGCACAGUGAGUUUUGUCAUGGUGAUGAUCUCCUAUGUCAUCAUUUUGCAUUCUCUGAGAAACCAUAGUGCUGAAGGGAGGAGAAAAGCCUUGUCAACUUGCAUCUCCCACAUCAUCGUGGUCAUCUUGUUCUUUGGUCCUGGCAUAUUUAUAUACACACGCCCUGCAACCACCUUUUCCAUAGAUAAGAUGAUAGCUGUGUUUUAUACAAUUGGAACACCUUUGGUCAACCCUCUGAUUUACACUCUCAGGAAUGCAGAAGUAAAAAAUGCCAUGAAGAAGUUAUGGAACAAGAAGUUGAUAUCAGAUGACUAA
Messenger RNA from Talpa occidentalis (Iberian mole), 927 nucleotides. RefSeq names its product olfactory receptor 4C16-like. Gene Ontology annotation, molecular function: olfactory receptor activity; G protein-coupled receptor activity. The coding region runs from base 1 to 927 and encodes 308 amino acids. NCBI's taxonomy places the organism in Eukaryota, Metazoa, Chordata, Mammalia, Eulipotyphla, Talpidae. The record is from RefSeq and is a predicted model, not a curated record. Gene Ontology annotation, biological process: G protein-coupled receptor signaling pathway. Gene Ontology annotation, cellular component: membrane. The transcript has a single exon.